Messenger RNA from Daucus carota subsp. sativus, 1303 nucleotides. RefSeq names its product auxin-induced protein X15-like. The record is from RefSeq and is a predicted model, not a curated record. Gene Ontology annotation, biological process: response to auxin. NCBI's taxonomy places the organism in Eukaryota, Viridiplantae, Streptophyta, Magnoliopsida, Apiales, Apiaceae. The transcript has a single exon. Bases 182 to 412 code for a protein of 76 amino acids.
UAAAGGAUCAUCAGGACUAUUCAAACUUUACAGAAACAAGCUCCUAAAACUUGUUUAUAUAUUAAAUAAAAGGACUUACUACACAAACUGCAGACCCAGUUUACAUAUUAGUUCCAGAUAGAGUUGUGUAAUUCUAAUAUAUUGUGUACCACUCCAGGUGUUUGAGUGAUUUUGAUAGGUGAUGGCCAAGGUACGUGCAAUGGCGAGGAGGGAAACGGCACCAAGAGGGUAUUUUGUGGUGUAUGUAGGCGAAUGUCGAAAACGAUUUGUUGUUCCAACCUUUUACCUGAAACAACCUGCUUUCACUCAACUACUUGAUAAGGCUGCUGAGGAAUAUGGCUUUCAUCCGGAUAGAGGCAUUGUUCUGCCUUGUGACGAGGCCACAUUUUUCAGACUAACCAACUCCAUUUAGUUUCAAGCCUCUCUCUCACUCCUGUUGGGAGUCACAGUGAAAAUCACAGCAACAAUGUAUAGAGCAGUUAUAUUAUAUAAACAAGUGUAGGCCAACGAAACCACAACAAUAUAGCAUGCACGAAGAUCGUAUAUACAAUAAUCAGUGACUGAUAAAUUACAAGAAAAGAAGAGAAAGGCGCACCUUACACCGUCGCUAGAAUUAGUAUACAGAACAGCUGAGUCGCCUAGCCCUUCGAUGAAGACUAGACUGUUCUUGAAGUGAUUAUUGCCCCACUACGCUGUGAUGGGUAGUCGCAAUAUCGCUCCCAGGAUAAAACAGCACAGACCGAACCGCUCACAGACACGAGUACGAUCAACAGCGAUCAACACCUCAGUUCGCCCGAGAACAGUAUGUAUAUGUGUAUAUAUCGGAGUAGAUGGUGAGAGUGUAAGAGAGAAGAAUGAGAAUGGUGUUUGUGUUUUUCCCGUGCUACAACUCAAGUGUCGAGGCUCACUAUUUAUAGUGAGGCCAAGGCACCAACACACCGUCCAGAUUCAUCUGUCCAGGUUCAAUGAAUCUGUAUCUGUCAGACAUUCUGACCAGAUUCAUUUGUCCAGGUUCAAUGAAUCUGUAUCUGUCAAACAUUCUGACCAGAUUCAUUUGUCCAGGUUCAAUGAAUCUGUAUCUGUCAGACAUUCGGACCAGAUUCAUUUGUCCAGGUUCAAUGAAUCUGUAUCUGUCAGAUAUACCGACCAGAUUCAUUUGUCCAGAUUCAAUGAAUCUGUAUCUGUCAGAUAUACUGACCAGAUUCAUUUGUCCAGAUUCAAUGAAUCUGUAUCUGUCAGAUAUACUGACCAGAUUCAUUUGUCCAGAUUAAAUGAAUCACAUUCUCAUUUCAAGCUCUUUCAA